ACACAGCCUGAUGAGAGCAAAUCGCCUCUAUUUAACGCUGCCGCGGCGCACUCAACACUUCAUCCUACUUUGUUUCUCUUGACCGUUAGAAGCCAUGAAGACUGUUGUCCUUUGUGUCACUGUAGUGCUGUCUAUCACUGCGGUCUUCUCACAGGAGAUUGUCACACUCAACCUGCAAGUGUUCCCAGCUAAAAGCAUUGCGGGAGUAAACCAAUUGAGCCUUCUGAAUGACCAAAACAAGACCGAGUACGGUUUCAACAUCACCGAAGCGCGAGAACUUUGCACUAAACUUGGACUCACCCUCGCCUCCAAAGAUCAAGUCGAUGAAGCCCUCAAAAGGGGCUUAGAAACAUGCAGGUUUGGAUGGAUUGAUGAGCAUUAUGCGGUCAUUCCCCGCAUCAAGGCGCUUAUGAACUGUGGCCAAAACAAGAUCGGCUUGCUUCCGUGGCGAGCCCCACUGGACAAAAAGUUUGAUGUGUUUUGUUUUAACCAAUCAGAUUACACUGAACAACCACAGGAGGAAAUAGCAAAACCGAGUCCAACCACCAGCCUCGUUAUUUUCAACUUUUCUUUGCCGUCUGACCUUUCACUGCUGGACAACCUGGAAGCAGUAAAAUUUGCCCGUCUAGCUGGCGAUGAACCGAGCUCUGGGAGGGGGAAAGUGGUGCUCAUCACCUCUGCGUGUGCUGUUCUCCUUGUCGCAAUAGCCGUCCUUGCAUACAUGAAAAUGAAGAGGCGCUUUCAGAGAGCUGACGUGAUUCAAGAGCACGAAGACGUCAUUGAAAUCAAGACUUAAAUGACAGCUUCAAGCUUUUACUAGUCAGAUUUCAAUUUAAAUGUGACGCACAUCUGAUUUUGCACCCUGUCCUUUGUUUUGUACCUGUUGGUAAAUGUGACUGCUUGUAAGGAUUUAUGUAGCCUCAGCAUAACAAUCACAGUCAUUUUGAUUCCAGGAUUAUAAGUUUUAGUUGGUGGAAAUGCAUGCAAAUAAAUGAAACUUGCUGAAAGAACUAGA
This is a messenger RNA of Corythoichthys intestinalis (scribbled pipefish), 1015 nucleotides long. It is a transcript of the gene lyve1a, whose product is annotated as lymphatic vessel endothelial hyaluronic receptor 1a. Gene Ontology annotation, cellular component: plasma membrane. Gene Ontology annotation, molecular function: transmembrane signaling receptor activity; hyaluronic acid binding. The record is from RefSeq and is a predicted model, not a curated record. The transcript is spliced from 5 exons. Gene Ontology annotation, biological process: cell adhesion. The coding region runs from base 95 to 796 and encodes 233 amino acids. Lineage: Eukaryota; Metazoa; Chordata; Actinopteri; Syngnathiformes; Syngnathidae.